CGACGGAUUUGCGCCUGAAUGAGCCGCGGUACGCGUCGCUGCCCAACAUCAUGAAGGCGAAGAAGAAGCCGCUCAAGACUGUCUCGCCCGCGGACCUCGGCGUCGAGGUUGCCCCCAGGCUGCAGACUAUCAAGGUCACUGAGCCGCCGAAGCGCCAGGGCGGCAAGAUCGUUGAGAGCGUCGACGAGCUGCUGAGCAAGCUCCGCACCGAGGCCAAUGUGCUGUAAAGCUGGGGAGGGAUAUCACUUUCUAUUUCACAAGGAAAAAAUACAUCCUUUUUCCACCCCCUUUUUCCCCUCUUUUUGCUUAUCGCUAUUUAGGUAAAUUUCAUAAUGCAUCCUCAGCUGGCAGACCAUUUGAACCCUGGGUGCGUGGACCUGGUCAACCGCCUGAUGAACUGCCAUGCCGACCACCGGUUUGCCAAGUUCUUUGGCAAAUGCAAUGCGCUCAGCGAGGCGCUGAACGCCUGUCUCGGUGCCGAGUUCGAGGUGCGCCGCAAGAAGCAGCUGAUCGAGGCGCGCGCCCGGCGUACCAAGGUCCAGGAGAAGUGGGAUCGGCUCAAGGAGGACGACCGGCAGCAGGCCGAGUUCGAGCGCAUGCAGAAGGCUCAAUAGGUGGUAGAAUUUUAUGUGCAAAAGAAAGUAUAGAAAAAAUAGGACCAACGCCUAUUUGUGUACAGUACGAG
Linderina pennispora is the source of this 685-nucleotide messenger RNA. RefSeq lists its product as uncharacterized. Gene Ontology annotation, cellular component: mitochondrion. The coding region runs from base 333 to 614 and encodes 93 amino acids. The record is from RefSeq and is a predicted model, not a curated record. The transcript has a single exon. NCBI's taxonomy places the organism in Eukaryota, Fungi, Kickxellomycota, Kickxellomycetes, Kickxellales, Kickxellaceae.